This is a messenger RNA of Dimorphilus gyrociliatus, 808 nucleotides long. NCBI's taxonomy places the organism in Eukaryota, Metazoa, Annelida, Polychaeta, Dinophilidae. The record is from the annotation of a GenBank genome assembly.
AAUGCUCAGUAUUGACCCAAAUAUGCCGAAAUCAGAGUGGAGAACUGGAAUUCACGGUAGACUAUUGUUGGCGGAUGAAGAUAAAUCUUCCUUAUUGGAUGGCGGCUAUAGGAAAUUAAAUACGCUGGCUCAUUAUCAGGUAAACGAUGGUGCUGUAAUGGCUCUAAUGCCUAAACAAUCUUCUACAUAUAAUCUAUCUCAAACGUCCGAUAAAUCAGGUUCUUCUCAUAGAACUUACGAGGUUAUCUCAUCGUCGCCGUCUUUUGCCCGUUCAUUAUCACCCACAGAUACAUUGGAACAUCCAAGCCAUAAUAAAACUUAUCAUCUUGUCCAUCCGAAUGGCACUGGACGCGCGAGAUUACAAGCCGAUAAAGGCAAAAUGGUUUCAGAAGUCUACUUAACAAGACUUUUAGCCACAAAGAAAACUCUACAACAGUACAUGGACGAUUUAUUUGAGGCAUUGUUCUCAACCUCUCAUAGAGGAGAAGUAAUGCCUUUGGCUAUAAAAUAUAUGUUCGAUUUUCUCGACGAUCAAGCCAUUCAACAUGCUAUUAGAGAUCCCGAUGUCGUCCAUACCUGGAAAAGUAAUAGUUUACCACUGAGAUUUUGGGUAACGAUCGUCAAAAAUCCUGAUUUUAUAUUUGAUGUCUUCAAAUCGAAUACUACCGAUUCUUGCCUAAGCGUUGUAGCUCAAACGUUUAUGGAAAGUUGUUCAAUGAGUGAGCAAAAAUUGGGUAAAGAUUCUCCUGCUACGAAACUGCUAUACGCUAAAGAAAUACCGAAAUAUAAGAAAUGGGUUGUUAAGUAA